Puma concolor (puma) is the source of this 1458-nucleotide messenger RNA. Its product is annotated as olfactory receptor 10J4-like. Gene Ontology annotation, biological process: G protein-coupled receptor signaling pathway. Gene Ontology annotation, cellular component: membrane. NCBI's taxonomy places the organism in Eukaryota, Metazoa, Chordata, Mammalia, Carnivora, Felidae. The record is from RefSeq and is a predicted model, not a curated record. Gene Ontology annotation, molecular function: olfactory receptor activity.
AUGUACUUCGUGGAAGGUGGCCUGGGAAGGCGGAGGCCUUGGGCGGAACUGGGCCAGAAGUUCCAGAAUGAUGCAGGGCUGGUCUUUGCCGUCUUUCUGAGUUUGCACCUGCUGACUCUGUCCAGCAAUAUCAUCAUCAUCGUGACUGUUAUUCGUCUGGACCAUCACCUCCAUACCCCCAUGUACUUCUUCCUGAGCAUGCUGUCCCUCUCUGAGACCUGCUACACUGUGGCCGUCAUUGUGCUUUCCGGCCUCCUGAGUCCCCACCAGCCCAUCUCCAUCCCAGACUGUGCCACUCAGCUCUUCUUCCGUCUCACCUUCGGCACCAACAACUGCUUCCUGCUCAUGGCCACGGGGUAUGACUGCUACGUGACCACCUGCAAUCCCCUGUGGUAUUCAGUCGUCAUGAGUAAAGAGGCCUGUGUCCAGUUAGCAAGUGGCUCCCUGGGAACUGGCCUGGGCGUGGCCAUUGUCCAGGUAACAUCUGUGUUUGGCCUGCCCUUCUGUGACUCCCUUCAUUCAUCGAUGAAGAGAGAGAACCAUACCGCGGUGGGUGAAUUUGUUCUCCAGGGUUUUUCCAGCUUUCGUGAACACAAGAUCAUCCUCUUUGUGAUAUUUCUUACCUUGUACCUUUUAACUCUGGCUGGCAAUGUCAUCAUUGUGACAGUCAUCAGCUUUGCUCGUCACCUGCACACCCCCAUGUACUUCUUCCUUGGUGUUCUUUCCACUUCUGAGACUGUCUACACACUGGUCAUUGUACCGCGGAUGCUUUGCAGCCUCACAGGCCUGAGUCAGCCCAUCUCCUUGGCUGGCUGUGCCACCCAGAUGUUCUUCUUCAUCACCUUGGCCAUCAACAACUGCUUCCUGCUCACGGCGAUGGGGUACGACCGCUACGUGGCCAUCUGCAACCCCUUGAGGUACACGGUCAUCAUGAACAAGAGGGCCUGUGCCCUGCUCGUAUCAGGGGCUUGCAGUAUUGGGCUGUUUGUGGCCAUAAUUCAGAUUUCCUCUGUAUUCAGACUGCCCUUUUGUGACAGAGAGGUGGCCCACUAUUUCUGUGACAUCCGCCCAGUUAUGAAACUCUCCUGUGCUGAUACCACUCUACAUGACAUAAUUAAUUUUAUCAUCAGCUCACUCGUUAUUGUGGUUCCCAUGGGCCUGGUCUUCAUCUCCUACGUCCUCAUCGUCUCCACCAUCCUCAAGAUCCCCUCCGCCCGGGGCCGGAAGAAGGCCUUUGCCACCUACGCCUCUCACCUCACAGUGGUCGUCGUCCACUACGGCUGUGCCUCCGUCGCCUACCUCAAGCCCAAGUCAGAGAACACCAGGGAUCAGGACCAGCUGAUCUCGGUGACCUACACCGUCAUCACCCCCCUGCUGAACCCGGUUGUAUACACCCUGAGGAACAAGGAGGUCAAGGAUGCUCUUCACCGUGCUAUUCGCAAAAACCCUCUUGCUUAG